Messenger RNA from Sebastes umbrosus (honeycomb rockfish), 1938 nucleotides. RefSeq names its product tumor necrosis factor receptor superfamily, member 1B (gene tnfrsf1b). The transcript has 9 exons. Gene Ontology annotation, molecular function: protein binding. The record is from RefSeq and is a predicted model, not a curated record. Bases 135 to 1742 code for a protein of 535 amino acids. NCBI's taxonomy places the organism in Eukaryota, Metazoa, Chordata, Actinopteri, Perciformes, Sebastidae.
CCAAACACUCGGCUCACUUCAAGGAAAUUGCUGCUGCUCGCACAGACUGCUGGCCCGCCUUUCUAAAAUGUUCAGUACAGUGCACAGGCUGGUGGCUGUAUCCUCUAUAGUCUACAAUUAGCUUUAAAGAGGCAAUGAAGGACAUACUUGUACUGCUGGUUCUGCUGAAUGCCCACACUUCCAAGGUCGACUCUCAGCCCUAUCGGGCGGACUCAGAUGGAAACUGUCGCAACUCAACAACAGAGUACCUGUUAAGUGAUUCUGACCUGUGCUGCAAGAAAUGCCUCCCUGGACAGCAUCUGACACAAGAAUGCUCUGAAACUAAUGAGUCCGUGUGUGAACAAUGCCCGGCAGGCCUGUACAUGGAGAGCUGGAACUACGCUCAAAACUGCUUCAAAUGUCCCACAUGCAAACAAACCAAAGGUCUGCAGGAGGCCCAGAGCUGCUCCUCUAGCACAAAGUCAAAGUGUGUGUGCAAGCCUGGGAUGUACUGCAGCAUGGGAUUUGAUGACCCGUACUGCACAGCAUGUAUCAAGUACAAGCUAUGCAAAACUGGCUAUGGAGUGUCUGUGGCAGGGACAGGAAAUGCAGAUGUGAGGUGUGAAAGGUGCCCCGAUGGGACGUUCUCGAACACCGUCUCCUCCACUGACCGCUGUCGCCCUCAUACAAACUGUAACGGGAGGGUUGUUGUCAGAAAAGGCGACGCUACCUUGAACACCAUGUGUGGACCUGAAAGUUUGACAUCCAACACGCAGCCUCAAACCUCAACAAAACAGCCUCACACUGAGAUGGUACUCACAACUAGAAGCACAGUGAUGAGCACAGUGAGGAGCACAGUGAUGAGCACAGUGAGGAGCACAGUGAUGAGCACAGUGAUGAGCACAGUCUUAGCGACCUCAGACUCCAAGGCUCCACGUGGACCGACAGACUCCACGCUGUCUGUUAGCACGUCCGUUUCAGAGGGAGUAACAAACUAUUCGACAAAAGCCCCGCCACCAAGCACAGUAUCUACCAGCACACUGGCUGCUGUCAUGGCCUGCGUCAUUGGAGUAUUACUUUUCUUCAUCCUCAUCGCUGUCAUUCUGCUGCUCCGUUGCAAUCGAGUCUGGAAGCCAGGAACUGAUGAACAUCCCAAAGUAGAUGCAAAUGGAAACUGCGAGAGUGGUGAUAAAAUCAAUCCGAAUUAUUUGGGGGAAACGCAGCUGGCCUCAUUCACAGUAACCUCACCAGAACAACGGCAUCUGCUGCAGAAUGGGGAAGCCAGCAGUGACCACAGUCAGUGCAGUAACAAUACUGAAACUUUAACCCGAACAGACGGCUGCAGCAGCCUGGAGUCCAUCGGCCCUUUGCAAUCCACCCUAGCUCUUCACGAUCCUCACUCUGCUCUGUCGGAGCCCAGGUCUCUACACUCCAACAUAGAGCCCUUCACGCCCCAGCCCAGCAUCCCCAUACAGUACUCCUCUCAGCCCUCCUCUCAGCCCACCAGCCCACAGGUCAUCAGCCCCGUGACCACCAGUCCCCACGUCAACGUCAACAUCACUUUCCACAUAGCAAACGGGUCUUGUGGCACGCCGACGUCUAUCACGCCCACAGACUUAAGGCAGGUUGACUCUAAACUGCCCUUUGGAGAGGAGGAGGAGACGUUUAGCAUCCCGCAGCAAGAAGCUGGAAAACAAUCACUGAUGUCAGUGCAGGAGAGUGAAAGUUACAGUGCACGAAGAGUCACCUGCGUGAAAGACUGAUGAUAAAUCCAUUUGCUUUUUUCUUUCUGUCAUGAUACAACAUUGAAAACAAUCUGACUGGCUACAAGAUGCACUUGUAGAUGUGGCAUGUUUUCAUGAGGACAACAAGACAAGCUUAGUUCUGUUUCCAUAUCAAAGUUAUCAACAGUGUGUUUAUAUGUAUAUACAUUAAAUAAAGAUGUGAAUAUUGUCUUUC